CCCCAGAGCAGUACCAUGCUGACUAGCUGUCUGUCUGUCUGUCCUUUUAUUCCUGACUUCCCUUCCCUCAACAUUGCUCAGCCGGAAGGAAUCAGAAUGAACAAAACUGUGGUUGUUCGCACACUGAAUCCAGAAAACCUGGGCCAAAAUGGUGUGCAGCGAGAGGAGGUCGAAGCCGCAGACCUCAGCGACCAAGUCCCCGACACGGAGUCGGAGACCAGGAUCCUCCUGCAGGGGAACCCAGUGGCCCAGAUGGUGGAGGACGCCAUCGAUGCGGAGCGACUGGAGCACCUCAUUGUGACCCCCUCGGGCUGCGGGGAGCAAAUCAUGAUUGGCAUGACGCCAACAGUCAUCGCGGUGCACUACCUGGACCAAACGGAGCAGUGGAACAAGUUCGGCCCAGAUAAGAGGCAGGAGGCCUUGGAACUCAUCAAAAAGGGGUACACCCAGGAGCUGUCCUACAGACAACCCAACAAGGCCUUUGCGGCCUUCCCGGACCGUACACCCAGCACCUGGCUGACAGCCUACGUGGUCAAGGUCUUCUCUCUGGCCUCCAACCUCAUUGCCAUCGACUCUGAAGUCCUCUGUGGGGCUGUCAAGUGGCUAAUCCUGGAGAAGCAGAAGCCCGAUGGAGUCUUCCAGGAGGAUGGACCCGUGAUACACCAAGAAAUGAUUGGUGGCUUCAAGAAUGCUGAAGAGAAAGAUGUGUCCCUCACAGCCUUCGUGGUCAUUGCACUGCAGGAGGCUAAAGAGAUUUGCGAGGGACAGGUCAAUAGCCUGGGGGGCAGCAUCAAUAAGGCAGGAGACUUCCUUGAAGCCCAGUACGAGAACUUGCGGAGACCAUAUACUGUAGCCAUUGCUGGCUAUGCCCUGGCCCAGCUGGACAAGCUGCACGGCUCCCGCCUCAACAAAUUUCUGAACACAGCCACAGAGAAGAACCGCUGGGAGGAGCCUGGCCAGAGGCUCUACAAUGUGGAAGCCACAUCCUAUGCCCUGUUGGCCCUGUUGCUGCUCAAAGACUUUGACUUUGUGCCUCCAGUCGUGCGCUGGCUCAACGAGCAGAGAUACUAUGGAGGUGGCUAUGGUUCCACCCAGGCCACUUUCAUGGUGUUCCAAGCCUUGGCCCAAUACCAGCAGGACGUCCCUGACCAUGAUGAUCUGAAUCUGGAUGUGUCCAUCAACCUGCCCAGCCGCAGUGCUCCGGUGGUGCACCGCAUUCUCUGGGAUUCCGCUAGCCUCCUGCGCUCUGAAGAGACCAAGGAAAAUGAGGCUUUCACAGUGACAGCUAAAGGGAAAGGACAAGGCACCUUGUCGGUGGUAACAAUGUACCAUGCCAAGGUCAAAGGCAGAGCCACCUGCAAGAAAUUCGACCUCAGGGUUAACAUACGACCAGCCCCUGAACCAGUCAAGAAGCCCCAGGAUGCCAAGAGCACCAUGUACCUUGAGAUCUGUACCAGGUACUUGGGAGACAAUGAUGCCACUAUGUCCAUCCUGGAUAUAUCCAUGAUGACUGGCUUUGCUCCCGAUAUUGGUGACCUCAACCUGCUGAGCAGUGGCACUGACAGAUACAUCUCUAAGUAUGAGCUGAACAAGGCCUUCACCAACAAGAACACCCUCAUCAUCUACCUGGACAAGGUAAGGCUUGCAUUGGGAGUGCAGGUUGGACAGGAGCGCAAGUUCAUCAGUCACAUCAAGUGCAGAGCAUCCCUGAAGCUGCAGGAAGGGAAACACUACCUCACAUGGGGCCUUUCAUCGGACCUGUGGGGUCGGAAACCCAACAUCAGCUACAUCAUUGGGAAGGACACCUGGGUGGAGCUGUGGCCAGAGGCCGAUGAAUGCCAAGACCAGGAGAACCAGAAACUGUGCCAGGACCUGGCCAGCUUCACGGAGAACAUGAUCGCCUUUGGCUGUCCCAACUGAUCCCCCAUCACUGUCCCCCCAAUAAAGCUUCAGUUGUAUUGCA
Molecule: messenger RNA, 1963 nt
Organism: Hipposideros armiger (great roundleaf bat)
Lineage: Eukaryota; Metazoa; Chordata; Mammalia; Chiroptera; Hipposideridae
Product: complement C3-like
Exons: 16
Coding region: 16-1920 (634 amino acids)
Biological process (GO): complement activation
Cellular component (GO): extracellular region
Molecular function (GO): protein binding
Source: RefSeq, a predicted model, not a curated record